This is a messenger RNA of Coffea eugenioides, 756 nucleotides long. Its product is annotated as probable polyol transporter 3. NCBI's taxonomy places the organism in Eukaryota, Viridiplantae, Streptophyta, Magnoliopsida, Gentianales, Rubiaceae. Gene Ontology annotation, cellular component: membrane. The coding region runs from base 1 to 756 and encodes 251 amino acids. The record is from RefSeq and is a predicted model, not a curated record. Gene Ontology annotation, biological process: transmembrane transport. Gene Ontology annotation, molecular function: myo-inositol:proton symporter activity. The transcript has 3 exons.
AUGGCGCAACGGUUGAGGGAUCGGUUUUGUGUUGCUGGUUUCCUCACUGACCAGGGUUCAAUUCGUGCCCGCUACGUCGCACAUCCUGACUCGCCCGGAAAAGCUGUAUGGGGCUAUCGGCUUCCCUCCGGUUUGUCCUACUUGGUAAGAAGUCUUGGUUAUGAUACGGGAGUGAUGAGUGGAGCAAUGAUCUACAUACAGAGGGAUCUUAAAAUCUCCGAUGUCCAAAAAGAAGUCUUGGUGGCAACCAUCAACGUCUACUCUUUUCUGGGUUCAGCCAUUGCUGGUCUGACGUGCGACUGGGUAGGCCGACGAUACACCAUAGCCAUGGCCGGAGUAAUCUUCUUCGCCGGGGCCUUUUUGAUGGCAUUUGCCACCAACUAUGCCUUCCUUAUGGUCGGCCGGUUUGUCACCGGAAUUGGGUUGGGUAUGCUCGGAGAUUUUCCCCCUGAGGUUAAGGGAUCUGGGAAGCGGCUUGGCAGUGGCCAUGAACAGGUUGAUCAGCGGGGAAAUUCUAAUGGCCUCAUUUCAAUGUACAAGGUCAUCACCAUAGGCGGGGCAUUUUUUUUGUUCGGUGGAAUUGCAUUUGUGGCCUUCGUUUUCUUCUUUACACUGCUGCCGGAGACGAGGGGUAGAGGCCUUGAGGAGAUGGAGGAAAUGUUUGGCACCUUUUGCAAGUGGAGGUCCACAUUCGAAGAGUUGGAGGAAAGAAAUAAAUUGAAAGCUGAAGAGGAGGCGAGGAACGAUGUCGCUUAG